CACUGAAACCCAUACCAUACCCUCCAAUCACAAACAGUGAGAACGAGCCCUCGUAAUGGAAGAGAAGCGCGGCGAAGCCGGUACUUCACCGGCGGUUGGCGCCGAAUCUCCGGCUUCGGAGCCGUCCUCGUCCCGGCGCCGAUCUGGGGCCCUUAAGAGAAAGAACAACAGCAACCUUGGCGCGUCGAACUCUUCAUCCGCGCCGUCGAAACGACUCACGCGCGAGAAGGCCUCGCUCUCCCACCCUCCGAUCCACAACGGGCCGUUGACCAGGGCUCGCCAGGGCCCCAACAACCUCGCCGCGUCAGCUUUAGCGCUGCAGGGGGGAGCCUCGGCCCCGGCGAAGAAGCUUAAUGAGCAGGCGGCAGCGGCUGCGGCGGAGGAGCUGAGCAAGAAGAGCGAGAUGGUAGCUUUGGAGGCUGCGAUGGAAGCUGAGCUUGAGGCUAUCAGAUCUCGUGGCGCUAAUGCUCACGUGGUUCCCAGUCAUUGCGGUUGGUUUUCAUGGACAAAAGUUCAUCCUCUUGAGGAGCGCACAUUGCCUUCUUUCUUUAAUGGGAAGUCUGAGGCCCGGACUCCUGAUGUGUAUAUGGAGAUACGAAAUUGGAUUACGAAGAAAUUCCAUUCAGAUCCAAACACACAAAUUGAAUUGAAAGACAUAUCAGAGCUUGAAGUUGGAGACUUGGAAGCAAGGCAAGAGGUGAUGGAAUUUUUGGAUCACUGGGGUUUGAUUAAUUUCCACCCUUUCCCACUAACAGAUUCCGUUGUGCCCUGUGCUGACAAUGAUGGGGCAGCUAAAAGGGAUUCCUUGGUUGAAAAACUCUUUCGCUUUGAAACGCCAGAAUUGUGUCUGCCUGUUGUUCUGAAGACCAAUCUGACAACUCCAGCUGUGCCAUCUGGGUUUUUUCCAGAGUCUGCGAUUGCUGAAGAGUUGGCAAGGGCUGAGGGGCCAGCAGUUGAGUACCACUGCAACUCUUGUUCAGCUGAUUGCUCUCGCAAGCGCUACCAUUGCCAGAAGCAGGCAGAUUUCGAUCUAUGUACUGAAUGCUUUAAUAAUGGAAAAUUCGGUUCUGGUAUGAAAUCAUUGGAUUUUAUUCUCAUGGAACCUGCUGAAGCUCCUGGGUUAAGCAGUGGGAAAUGGACAGAUCAGGAGACACUCCUUCUCCUUGAAGCACUGGAACUUUAUAAAGAAAACUGGAAUGAGAUAGCAGAACAUGUUGCCACAAAGACAAAAGCGCAAUGUAUAUUGCAUUUUCUUCAAAUGCCAAUUGAGGAUACAUUCCUUGAUUCUGAUGUUGAUAUUGAUGCCAGUUCCAAAGAAAAUGCAGACCCAGCUUUCACCAAUAAUGAUUCAUCUGUCCCUAAAGAUGCCCCUGAAUCAAAGGAAAUUAAGACUGGUGCUAGCGAGGGUCAGCCUCUGACUUCCCCAAUGGAAACUUCAAAUACAGAAGAUACAAGUGAAGUGAAGGUUGGUGAGGAAUCAAGGCCGGAAGAUGCAAGUGAAGUAAAAGUUGAUCAGGGAACUUUGGGACCAGAAGAGACCAGUGAAGUGAAAGGUGAUCAGGAUGUGGGUGAAAACUGGGCACUAAAGGCUCUUAGAGAAGCAUUUGAAGCUGUUGGUUAUCCUCCAGCACCUGAUAACCAACUUUCGUUUGCUGAAGUGGGAAACCCUGCCAUGGCAUUGGCAGUUUUCCUGGCACGACUGGUAGGACCUGAUGUUGCGAUUGCUUCAGCUCACAGUUCAUUAAAAUCCAUAUCUGGCAGUUCUCCUGGCAUUCAGCUGGCUGCUAGACACUGUGUUCUUUUGGAAGAUCCACCAGAAGACAAGAAAGAAGCGAUUGGUUCUGAGAGGGAUGCUCAGGAAGAUCAAAACCUGGAAGGCAGAAAUGAGAAAGGGGAUAAUUCUCCGUCAGUGUUGGAUGACGGAGAUUUAUCUAAUGGCCACAAUAAGGAGAAAAUUAAAGAUUGUGCUCCUGAAGAAACUGAGAAUGGUGAAUCCACAGGGAUACCACAUGCUGCAAAGGAACAAGAUGUUAAAGCUUCUUGUGAGGAAGUUGGACGACAUAAUUUGGAUGAUACAAGCAAUUCAGAUUUUCCAAAAGACCACCCACAAAGUACUAUGAAGGAAUCAGACAACUUAACAUCCAAGGUGGAGCUUCCACCAAGUUCUGGGGAGGAGCCACGAGAGAGAACUUCAGUAGGAGAGCCUUCUCAACCUGCAGAGGUACUAAAAGAUGUACAUACAGUUUCUGAAUCUCCAUCAGCCGAAAAGAAUGAGCUUCAGGAACCAGUUCCAUCAGAUUCAGUGAAAGAGCCACCACAACCUACAGAGGCACCGAGGGACACAGAUAUGUUGUCUGAUUCUCUGCCCUUAGAAAAGAAUGGGCCGGAUCAACCAUUGACAACCAGUUCAGUUGGAAAGCCAACCCAACCUACUGAGGCAUCAACGGAUGUAGAUAUGGUGUCAGAUUCUCUGCCAUCCGAAAAGAAUGAGCCUCAGCAACCAGUUACAAAAAAUUCACUGGAAGAGCCCUCUCAAACUACAGAGGCACCAAAGGACGUAGUUAUGGUGUCUGAUUCUCUGCCAUCCGAAAAGAGUGAGUCUCAGCAACCAGUUACAACAAUUUCAGUGGUCGACAAUGGAGCAAGUAAAGGUGAGGACCAAAUUGAAGAUGGGAAAAUAGUCAAACCUGACAUUAUAGAGAGGAAAACUGAGAACAAAUUUGAUAAAGUAAAGCGUGCUGCAAUUACUGCACUUUCAGCAGCAGCAGUAAAGGCAAAAGUUCUUGCAGACCAGGAAGAAGACCAAAUCCGACAACUUGCUGCAUUUUUGAUAGAAAAGCAGUUGCAUAAGUUGGAAACCAAGUUAGCUUUCUUUAACGAGAUGGAACAUGUAGUGAUGAGGGUAAGGGAGCAAUUGGACAGGUCAAGGCAGAGGCUUUACCAUGAGCGGGCGCAGAUAAUUGCUGCCCGACUUGGUGCUCCAGCUUCCUCAUCUAGAGCAAUGCCGCCUUCAUUGCCUACCAACAGAAUUGCCACAAAUUUUGCAAACUCAGUUGGAAGGAUCCCAAUGAGUAUGACAUCCCAAAGGCCACCAAUUUUAAGACCCAUGGGGACAGUGACUUCUAGUCCUUCAAACCCAUUUGCAUCCAAUACAGCGGCCGGAAGUUCAGUUCGGCCACCCAGCCAGGACAAUCUUUCUUCAGUUGGGACAAAGUAGACUUUGAGGACAUAUGAUAGAUUUUUCAUUCAUUCUUAUCCCCUUCUAAUGCAUUAGCAGCUUUACCAAGUGAGUACCCAUUUUUGUUAUUGCUAUUAAACUUGGUGAAGAUAAUGGUUAGCUGAAUACAACUUGAGAAGAUUGUAGCUGGUUCACAUGAGUUAAGGGCUUGGUGUUCUGAGAGUUUUUCACUGAGCCAAUUUGCUCUGAUUAGUGAUAAGAAAUGAAAGGAUAGAGAAAACGCCAUGAGCGCAUGGGACUUUUAGAGUAAGAUUUGUAGGGUUGUGCUUGCAGAAGCAGUUUACGCAAUUUGGAAGGAGAGAAAUAGAAAUGUUUGUAUUGUUCUACAUAACAUCAUGUAUUGGAUCUGAGUUAGGUUGUGAUAUCCUUUAUGAUCUUCUGCCUUCUCUGCUCAUCGGAGUAGUAGGGGUGUAAAUCCGGCUGGUUAUACCGGCCAACCGCUUUUAAAAGCUGUUGGAAAUAAUUGGUAACUGGCCCACACCCACUUAUAACGAGUAUAUAUAUAUAUAUAGCUCCUACA
This is a messenger RNA of Corylus avellana, 3758 nucleotides long. RefSeq names its product DNA-binding family protein (gene CHB3). The record is from RefSeq and is a predicted model, not a curated record. NCBI's taxonomy places the organism in Eukaryota, Viridiplantae, Streptophyta, Magnoliopsida, Fagales, Betulaceae. Gene Ontology annotation, molecular function: zinc ion binding; protein binding.